Messenger RNA from Tupaia belangeri chinensis (Chinese tree shrew), 1968 nucleotides. RefSeq names its product sperm acrosome associated 7 (gene SPACA7). Gene Ontology annotation, cellular component: acrosomal vesicle. The transcript is spliced from 5 exons. Bases 659 to 1405 code for a protein of 248 amino acids. The record is from RefSeq and is a predicted model, not a curated record. Lineage: Eukaryota; Metazoa; Chordata; Mammalia; Scandentia; Tupaiidae.
GCAGAGAGCAGGGGGAACCACAUCCUGUCACUCUGGUCCCGCCCAUGAGGCCAUGGGGCUGCAGACCAGAGGCCAGGGUCCUGGGUACAGCUGAUGCCCUGGACGUCCAUUCACCCACAGGACCCCGCAUCCUGUCUGUGGAUGGGACCAGCCGGCCCUGCUCUGCUGGUGCAGGGGUGGCCGGGCUCUCCGGGCCCCCACCUCCCAGGACUGGGCCUUGAAGGAAGUGGGCUCUCCCGCCCUCUCCAAGGGCAGACGCCUCGUUGCAGGAACCUUCCCACUGAACGUGCACUGGUGUUGAAGUGCUGGCGGACUGUUAGCACAGGGCAGCUCCCGGCUCGGGCAGCCCCAAGACCCGGGGCGCAGCUCCAACCCGCCACAUGGGUGUGAGGGGACCCACGCUCAGGUGUCCUCGGAAGACGAUGAACGCAUUUGCCUGUUGAAGCGGGAAGCCGCCUGAGCAGAACCUGGUGGGCCAGACUGGCAGGGCUGCAUUUCCUUCCUUGUCCACACUGACCUGGGCUCUGGCUGCUUGGGUAGGAGCCCCAGGUGCCACUGGCCUUUCCAGCCCAGUGGCCUCCACGCUGGUCAUUCCAACAGCUCACGAGGAGGUCCGAGCGGCGAGUCGCUGUCGAGCUUGAGCCAUCUGGAUGACAACAUGGCCACCACAUUCGAUGAGAUCCUGGUCCAGGAGAUUUUGGAUCCAAAUAGAUCGUCGUGGGGUGACACACUGAGUCCUCUAGCAAGAUUUACACCAAAGAGGACGAAGGAAAAAAAAGUCCAUUUUAAAACUAAUUUUCACAACACUGCUUCUGGAAAAAAAGAAGAGCAACUCUCCUCUGGGAGCACAGACCGACUUUCCUUUGACGGAAGAGGUCUGCUAGGACACUGUGACAGGCACCCCUGGGCAAACACCUGGGCAAGACACCCUCCACCGUCCAGCCAGCACGGUGGGCCAGAACCUCGGGCUGGUGGAGGCCCUGCCACGUGCUUCACAGUCAGAGCUUUAACUCAUAUGUCAGCCACCAUAAGGCCCAGCCAGGUCCUGGGAGGAGCCCUUCCGUCAGGUCCUGGAUGGAGCCUUCUGUCAAGGAAGGCCGAUGCAGCUGUGGAGCCACAGGAAACCGCUGGAGUGGAGGUCAAAGUGCCCGGUGCCCAGGGGUCCCCAUGGUCUCACCAGACUGGGAACCCCCUCUGUCUAGGGACAGAGGUCCCGCACUCCACCCCCUGUCCAGGCAGGUGCAGUCCUGGCGCUCUGGUGCUGAGGGUGGAGUCGGUCCUUCCUGAAGUGCCCACAGACCUCACGUCUCCUCCCCGGGAAACCCAGGCUCCAGCAGUCCACGCAGCCCUGCUCCCACAGCAGAGCGAUCCGGGUUCUCAUCCUCAUGGCUUAGGACUAAGCUGAGCUCUACCCUGACGUCCCUGAGUUCAUGGGAGGAGACUUCACACAGUCCUUGGGAGCCAGGCCUCGGAAUCAUGCAGUAAGGAGGGCGAUGGGCUCUUGGACUGCGUCUGGACGCGCUCCUGGCCCUCACUGCAGGGGGCGCCGUGGAGACUCCCGUGCUGCAUUUCCCGCUGGAGCCGUCACCACACCACGGGGAGCAUGUGGGGCUUGCGGUGUCGCCUCCUUUGCUUCGCGUUUGUCUGUUUGGGGCCUAACUUUAUAUUUCGCUUUGUUUGUUCUUGUUGGCGGGCACAUGCACUCACCUAAGAGAGGUGGGGGCUGGGUGUGCGUGUUAAAAAGCACCCGGUGGGGUAUGACCCAACCACAAUCCUUUCUCCAUUCUCUCAGGAUUUGGGCAUGCACGCACAUGUGUCAGUGUGUUUUUCACGCUACCGGGUCCAGGACUCAAACCUCAAAGUCAGCAUGUGGGAUCUAGCCACCUUGACCUAACAGGCUAAGGACUGGCCCUGUAUUUGGCUUCUUAAUGGGCCUGUCAUAUUCUUUUUUUUUUUUUUUUAAGAGAG